AUGGUCUCAGAUCAUGCUGGAACGUUCGACAACCUGACCGAACGAAGCUUUUAUGCAAGCUCUGCGAGAAUCGCCCGAAGCCAUGGUGUUGCUGAGCGUGGCAACGGCAGCCUCAACCCAAAACGCGAUCAUGAUGAAACCAAUGACUCCGGGUGCCACAGUGAUGUCAUUCACGAAGAGGAGAAGGAGGAGGCGAUUGACUACGACGAGUUAUUGCUUUCGCCGCGGACUACGGCCUGCCAAGACUGCGCUGAACGCAAACGAAUGUCUUCAACUCGCAGAUCAUUAUCGCGGACAGAUGGCGAGGCUGGACCUCAAAUGCAAACUCACCUCAACGAAGCCUCGUAUGACCGUACACGACGUGGCUCGAUUGAUUUUUUUGUUACCAAACUCGACAGCAACAUGUGGUAUGAGCCGAGAUCAGAGGCAGUAGCAAUGGAGAGACCGACAAGCAGCACCGCGGCAACUGUGGCGGAAUUAGCAUGGACGACAACGAGCACAGGAAGGCCCCAGCUGCCGGAGAGAAGGUCAACACUUCUGCAUCCAACGUCGCCGCCAGUCGAAACAAUAGCAACCACCUCACGAAGCGCAGAGACGUUUCCAUUCUCUCAACUUGUGCAUAUCCUACAACCGCCAAUGGAGCAAUCCUCCUCCAGCGUCACGAGCAAGGAAUCGACGUUACUACACCCUUCAUCCCCAUUGACAGAGAGAAGGCGGGUGCCGUCGCACCAUAUUGAGAGGCCUCACCCGGUUCAACAAACUAUAAAGAUACUGCGUCAGGCGGCCCUGCAACGCAAAACCUCGACUCUUCUACACCCAUCGCACCCUGAAGACAACAGCGGCAUAGCACUGCAGCACGAAACCUUCAUCGCCGUCCAACACCAGACCGUCCUGACGAGAAGGUCAUCAACGUUACUCCAUCCUUCGCCCCCAUCAACGCCACCCGUCCAACAGCGUCCAGAUAAACCCCUCCUCCACAAAGCUUCAUCCGCGCCGGAAUCCUCUACAAAAGCAAGAGCGCGCCGCGCGUCGAUCCUGCACUCAAGUGGCUCCGAUGAGGAAGAUGACGAGGCCUACGACGGAACACGCUUCUCCUACCUUCCACGUAUGCGAUUGAUCACCUCGGAACUAGACGCGUACAGCCUCGUGUAUACUAGGGGCGCUGAUGAAGAAGAUUCAAUGGAAGCGUUUGGAGGACAAGGUGGUGGAGUUGAAAGUGAUGCGAAAGCUGUGCUUCUCGCUAAUCCGGUGAGAGUGGCGAGGGCGAAUUUUCGGAGAAGAGUACACAGUGGAUAA
This is a messenger RNA of Cucurbitaria berberidis CBS 394.84, 1296 nucleotides long. RefSeq lists its product as uncharacterized. Lineage: Eukaryota; Fungi; Ascomycota; Dothideomycetes; Pleosporales; Cucurbitariaceae. The record is from RefSeq and is a predicted model, not a curated record. The transcript has a single exon. The coding region runs from base 1 to 1296 and encodes 431 amino acids.